Messenger RNA from Vespa crabro (European hornet), 1372 nucleotides. It is a transcript of the gene Rrp42, whose product is annotated as exosome complex exonuclease RRP42-like. Lineage: Eukaryota; Metazoa; Arthropoda; Insecta; Hymenoptera; Vespidae. Gene Ontology annotation, biological process: TRAMP-dependent tRNA surveillance pathway; U1 snRNA 3'-end processing; nuclear mRNA surveillance. The transcript has 7 exons. Gene Ontology annotation, cellular component: cytoplasmic exosome (RNase complex); nuclear exosome (RNase complex). Bases 410 to 1285 code for a protein of 291 amino acids. The record is from RefSeq and is a predicted model, not a curated record.
AUAUUUCAUUAAUAGUUAUUUAAAAAUAUAAAGCAAACCCUUCGAUGCUCUUUCUUACAAGCAAAUAUUUUAAAUAUUAUAAGAAAAUUUUGCACAUUUUCAACUUGUAAUCCAGAGAUUAUCCAUAACCUAAUGUUUUGUUACUCAUUCUUUAUAAGAACUCAAGUAUAACGAUUCUUUAUUAUUUCCACGCGACAAAAAUAUUUCAAACUAAACAUUAAAAUAUUAAAAAUUUUAAAUAAUUAUAAAUGUGUUUGAAAAGGAGAUCCUAUCCUGAUGUAAUAAAUCAAUCAAAAAUAAAAAACCAUUCACAAGUAAAUCUUCGAAGAAAUUUACUUAUAUUACACAUCCUAAAAACAUCAGCAUCACUGUUUCACUUAUAAAUAUUAUUUUUAUGUAAUUUAUAAAAAUGGCCGAAGUUCCAUUGAGCUUAGGAGAAAAAACAUUUAUUCUUCAUGGAGUUGAUGCAAAUUUUAGAAAUGAUGGAAGAAAAAGAUAUGAAUAUCGAUCAUUCGAAAUUGAAACCAAUUUGAUGCAACAAACGCAUGGUUCAUCAAGAUUACGAAUAGGAAAUACUGACAUUUUAGUUGGUGUUAAAGUAGAAAUUGAUUCACCAUAUAUUGAUCGACCAUGUGAAGGAAAAUUAGAAUUUUUUGUAGAUUGUUCAGCCAAUGCUACCCCAGAAUUUGAAGGUAAAGGUGGAGAUGAUCUAGCAAUGGAAAUAAGUAACAUUUUAUCAUUAUCUUAUCAGACUCCAGGUGCAUUUAACUUAAAAGAUUUAUGUAUUUUACCAUAUAAAAAAUGUUGGAAAAUGUUUGUUGAUAUUUUGAUAUUACAAUGUGGAGGGAAUCUUUUUGAUGCUGUAGGUAUAGCUGUAAAAGCUGCUUUAUAUAGUACAGAAAUACCAAGAGUAACUGCUGCAUCUCUUGAUGGUGGAGAAGCAGAUAUACAAAUAUCAGAUGAUCCUUUUGAUUGUAUCAAAUUAGAUAUUACAAAUUAUCCAGUUAUUGUCACUUUGUGUAAAAUAGGAGAAAAUUGUGUAAUAGAUCCUACUUCAGAAGAAGAAAUGUGUAGUCCAGCAAGUACAAUUAUAUCUAUAAUGCCAAAUGGUAAUAUAACAUCAAUUGUCAAAAUAGGAUAUGGUAGUAUGCAAGAUACUAUAUUACUUAAAAUGCUAGAGAUGGGUAAAACUAUUGCACUUGCAUUAAAUGAUGCUCUUAUGAAUGCAUUAAAGAAGGAAACAGAACUUGGACCAACGAAACCUAUAGUUGGAUUUCUCAGAUAAAAAAUACAACAUACUAAUUUUGAUGUACAUAAAUUUUAAUGACAAUUGUACAAAUUAAAAAAAAAAAAAAAAAAAAAAAAAAAAAAA